AGUUACAUGCCUAGCGUUGCAAGGAUCGUCACAUACCAACGACAUUUUUUCUCCGCUGCGGAACCAUACCACACCCACGAUGCCACCACGAAUACCUUCUCCCAUCUUCACCGCGGUCACCUUCUUUUGCCGACGAUGUUCUGCCAACUCCACGCGCUCAAUCUCCAAGGCCGAGCUACGGGUGAAUCACUACCGCGAGAACCCCAAAACGCCCAGACCGAAGCAGCACAAGCGUAAGGCCGCCCCGCCGCCGCCGCCGCCUCCUAAAGUCGAUAUCUCCUCUCCACCAGUCUCCUCUCCACCAGAGCGUCCGUCCGUCCACCCCGAGACCCUCAGUAUCUUCCGCACGCUGCGCCCACAGAACCGGGUGUUCACGCUCGCCACGAGCUCGCACGCGAUCGACCGGUCCCCGGCAAGCAUGCUCGCGCCCAUCGCCGGCCCCACGCCGCAGUACAACCAUCUCUAUCGCGUUGGCAGGGUUACCGAUGCCAGCAAGAGUGUCGCUCGCGCUGUCGAUGAGUCCACCGUCAUUGUGUUCUUUGGCGCACGCGGCGUGUGGUUCACGAGGUGUUCAAGGUGGAACCUCCUUUUUAAGACGGGCGCGCUGGGAGAGGUCAAGUGGUACCUUGAAGCGCUAGUCAAGGCGCUGCAGAUUUGCCGAGAGAACGAGGAGACCAGGAACACAAAUCUGGUGUUGGCUACGGAUAGCGCUGGGGUUGUCAAGGGCAUGACGAUUCAGGUUUCGAAGUGGAAGAAGAAGGCGUGGAGGGGGGAUAAUCGGCAGGAGAUACCACACAGAAGUCUGUGGGAGGAGGCGGAGCGGUUGGUUGAGGAGGUGGAGGCGGGGGGCAAGACGGUGAGGUUUUGGUUGUUGUCGGCGAAACAGAAUGAAGUUAUGAGGAUGAAGGCUGUGGAGAAGGUGGAUUGGAAUGGCGGUAAAACGGGAUCAUAGAAUGAGAAUGGU
Messenger RNA from Tricharina praecox, 964 nucleotides. RefSeq lists its product as uncharacterized. The record is from RefSeq and is a predicted model, not a curated record. Gene Ontology annotation, molecular function: RNA-DNA hybrid ribonuclease activity; nucleic acid binding. The coding region runs from base 80 to 952 and encodes 290 amino acids. The transcript has a single exon. NCBI's taxonomy places the organism in Eukaryota, Fungi, Ascomycota, Pezizomycetes, Pezizales, Pyronemataceae.